Coregonus clupeaformis (lake whitefish) is the source of this 1445-nucleotide messenger RNA. RefSeq names its product vesicle-associated membrane protein-associated protein B. Gene Ontology annotation, biological process: endoplasmic reticulum membrane organization. The coding region runs from base 201 to 938 and encodes 245 amino acids. The transcript has 6 exons. Gene Ontology annotation, cellular component: endoplasmic reticulum membrane; plasma membrane. NCBI's taxonomy places the organism in Eukaryota, Metazoa, Chordata, Actinopteri, Salmoniformes, Salmonidae. The record is from RefSeq and is a predicted model, not a curated record. Gene Ontology annotation, molecular function: FFAT motif binding.
CUUCCUUCCUACUCUCUGCUUGCUAGCUUAGCUUCAGCUGUUGUUGGCACUUGGCUGUCCAAGUGGUGCAGUUGUGAUUCUCCAGCUAUCCCUUACCGAAAUCGGGUCGUAUUUAGGAGCUUUUACAAUAGUCAUAGUAACAAAAGCUUCGACAUAUAGACCAGGUACUUAUAUCAGAAAGGCUUUCGAACCUCUGGGACAUGGCCAGACAAGAGCAAGUCCUCCAGCUUGAGCCACCACACGAACUGAAAUUUAGAGGUCCAUUUACAGAUGUCGUCACAGCCACCCUGAAGCUUGGCAACCCAACAGAUAGAAAUGUGUGUUUUAAAGUGAAGACGACAGCGCCUCGUCGAUACUGUGUCCGUCCAAACAGUGGCAUCAUUGACGCAGGCACCUCCAUCAAUGUAUCUGUUAUGCUACAGCCUUUCGACUAUGAUCCCAAUGAAAAGAGCAAACACAAAUUCAUGGUGCAGUCCAUGCUUGCUCCAUACGACAUGACUGACAUGGAAGGGGUGUGGAAAGAGGCAAAGCCAGAGGAGCUGAUGGACUCCAAGUUGAGAUGUGCAUUUGAGCUGCCGCUAGAGAAUGACAAAACUCAUGACAGUGAAAGCAACAAAUAUGUGUCCACUACCCCCAUAAAGUCAGAGCUCUCCUCACUCCCUAAGUCGGCCAGCUCCUCCCUGGAUGACGGCGAGGUGAAGAAGAUCAUGGAGGAGUGCAAGAGGCUGCAGAUGGAGGUCCAGAGGCUACGGGAAGAGAACAAACAGAUCAGGGAGGAUGAUGGUCUGCGGAAGAGGAAGGUCACGUCUAUGGCAUCCUCCCCCCACUCCUCUUCCUCACAGGCCAUGAUAAGGGAAGAGGGCCUGAGUACCCGCGUGCUGGCGCUCUGCGUGCUGUUCUUUGUCAUUGGAGUCAUCAUCGGGAAAUUGGCCCUGUAGAGAUAGCCAGCGGCAGCAUGCUCGAAGGACCGAAAAAAACCAACAACAAUGGGAUGUGUACUUUUUUUUGCAAAAUGCAAUAUCACAUGGGUUUAUUUGAGUUGUGAAAUUAUUUAACAUAAAAAAGCGAAGAAGGUAAUCUAGUGAAAUAAUGAAAAGAACCGGUCACGAGUCGUCUUGCCUUUUAAUCACUCUGUAUUUUCCAUCCCUACUUGCACAGAUACAAUACAAAUCAUUGUGUGGGGAUUGGGGAAAUUGCAGCGUUGUGUUCUAUAAGUAUCAAUGAUAGCAAUGUGUUCCAGUAAGGCCAAGGCUUUUCCUACAGCAGAACUAAUGUGACUGAGUUCUAUGACGUUGUGUGAAUGUUUUAAUCAUUGCUUUUUUAAGGUAAGGAGACCGUACAUUGUGUGUGAGUCGAGAGGCUGCCAGUGAAUUUUAGCAUGAAGGGGGGUAAUUAUGUAAAUCCUGUCAUCCAACUGAUUCCUGUAUGAAACAUAACAUGGAUUU